Molecule: messenger RNA, 306 nt
Organism: Tarenaya hassleriana
Lineage: Eukaryota; Viridiplantae; Streptophyta; Magnoliopsida; Brassicales; Cleomaceae
Exons: 1
Coding region: 1-306 (101 amino acids)
Source: RefSeq, a predicted model, not a curated record
AUGCUAGUGUCGGCUGAGCAAAAGGUUAAGACUGAUAAGAGUAUCCUUGUCAUGCAAUCUGGAAAGAGUUCCAGAAAGCGACCACGAAGAAAAGGAAAGGGCAAUGAAUCGGCAAAGAAGGCAAAAGUUACCGUGUUUCCGAAGUCCAAACCCGACAAGGGAGAAUGCAACUACUGCCACGAGGUUGGACACUGGCGUAGGAACUUUAAUCUCUACUUGGAGGAUCUGAAGAAGAAGAAGUUUGCUGAAGCUUUAUCUUCAGGUAUCAACGUUAUAGAAGUUGACAUUUUGUCUUCUUCAUCUUGA